Molecule: messenger RNA, 411 nt
Organism: Rangifer tarandus platyrhynchus (Svalbard reindeer)
Lineage: Eukaryota; Metazoa; Chordata; Mammalia; Artiodactyla; Cervidae
Source: the annotation of a GenBank genome assembly
AUGGGAUUUUCCAGGCAAGAAUACUGGAAUGGGUUGCCAUUUUCUACUUCAGGGGAUCUUCCAGACCCAGGGAUCAAACCCACAUCUCUUAUGUCUCCUGCAUUGCAUGCAGAUUCUUUACCACUGUGUCAUCUGAGGAAGCCUCAGAAGAAUGAGAUGACUUUUCUUGUAAUUAGAAAACUGCAGAUUUCUCCAGGGACUAGAAGGGUUGUCUCUGGCUGUCACUGGAGCCAAUCUUCCCACAACCUGCAAAUCCUUCCAACACUCACGGCACCCAGUUGGAUGUGCCCUCAAGCCUUGCUGCAUCUUAUUGGGUGCCCCUUGACUUCUGACCCUGCCAGCAUGUUCACAGUUUCAACUCAUUCUCCCACAGUUAAGCACCUCUCUGCCCAUCACCACCAAUCAUUAUAG